Molecule: messenger RNA, 17494 nt
Organism: Podarcis lilfordi (Lilford's wall lizard)
Lineage: Eukaryota; Metazoa; Chordata; Lepidosauria; Squamata; Lacertidae
Source: the annotation of a GenBank genome assembly
AUGGAAGAGCAGGACCCAGCAGGACCCCAAGCAGAGGAGACAUUAGAAGGAGGAGGAGGACAUUUUCCUGUUUAUCGGGUUUAUGGGAGCACUGAGGAGGUCCAAAUUGAGGAAGGUCCACAAGAUGCUAAGCGGAUACCGGAUGAGACCGCACCACUAGGUACUAAAAGGACUCCAGGUGAGGAGGCUGCGCAGGAGGCUCAGCAGGUACCUGAUGAAGCAGGUCUGCAACAGGCCAGCCAGACAACUGACAAAAAACUCCAGCGGCCCCAGGACACCCAACAUCAGGAUUUCCAGAAGACAGCCAAGUCCCGGAGGAAGCUGCUGGUGCCUACCCGAUGGGACCACACCAAACCUUUUCAGACUUCCUUCAGGAGAAUAGCUGAUGCCAUCCAGUGGCCUCGAGAAGAGCGGAAGAUCCAGAAUCUGCUAGACCUCAGUGGAGAAGCCACUCAAGUCUGUAAGACCCUGGGCUCCCUUGGGCAAGUGGCGGACGAGGAUGCCACCAGUUUGGAGUUAUGGCGCCGGCGGUUCAGGCAGUUCUGCUACCUGGAGGCCGAGGGACCUCGAGAAGUUUGCAGCCAGCUCCAAGACCUUUGCUUCCGAUGGCUGCAGCCCCAGAAAUGCACGAAGGAGCAGAUCCUGGAGCUGCUGGUCUUGGAGCAGUUCCUGGCCAUAUUGCCGCAGGAAAUGCAGAUCUGGGUCAGGAAGCGCGGACCGGAGACCUGUGCUCAGGCGGUGACCCUGGCAGAGAUUUUCUCUUGGAAGCUGCAAGACCACGAGAGGUGGGAUCAGCAGGUGAGAGUUCUGGAGGGGAGGCUACACCCUGUGGCCCUCCAGAUAUUGCUGGACUCCAACUCCCAUCAGCCCCAGCUGGCAUAGCCAAAGGUCAGGGGUGAAGGGAGCUGUAGUCCAUUAACAACAUCAGGAGUGCUGUAGGUUCCUCCAUGUGUGGUGUAGUGGUUAAGAGCGGUAGACUCGUAAUCUGGUGAACCGGGUUCGCGUCUCCGCUCCUCCACAUGCAGCUGCUGGGUGACCUUGGGCUAGUCACACUUCUCUGAAGUCUCUCAGCCUCACUCACCUCACAGAGUGUUUGUUGGGGAGGAAGGGAAAGGAGAAUGUUAGCCGCUCUGAGACUCCUUAGGGUAGUGAUAAAGCGGGAUAUCAAAUCCAAACUCCUCCUCCUCCUCUUCUUCUUCUUAAUGGAAUUGACUGCAGCUGUAGAAGGGCAGACAGCAUGGCAGGGUUCAAUUUAUGAGUGCUCAUCUGAGGGUUAUGUUUCUCUCCUCUCCCGGACAACUAAAUAGGUUGGGGUAGGAAUCCAGUCUAUUUCCUGAUCGCAACGAGACGGUCAGGCGGACCAGGCAGGUGAGGGUUGGGGAAGGUAACAGAAAUUGAUUUUGGAGCUGGGGCAUUUGCCUCUCCAAACCUGUUGCUAUGACCUGAUGUCCCUCCUUUUGAUUCAGGUGCCGGGGCCCUUUGAAAAAGUGGCUGUUAAUUUCUCUAAGGUAGACCCCUUGAAGAUGCAGCUGUACGUGGUGGCCAUGCAGGACGAUGAAAGGAUAACCAGCUUGUUGGGUAAGGGUUUUUUUUUUUGUGGUGUGCCUGGAUCAUGUUACAAAGCUCAGGGUGGCGGCAGAGUGGGAAGGUAAGGCAGAACCCACUGGGGCUGGAAGGCUACGCUUAGUUUCUCCAUCCCAAUCUAGUCCCAAUUUUGUCCAGCCUAGUGGCAGGGGCUCACCCUUGGCCCCCCAGCUCUGCUCCCACAGAUCAUUUUCAUCUGGCAUCGUUGGGGAUCAAACGUGGGGCUUUCUGCUUGCAAACAAUUUUUCCGUCCCACAGUACUACAACCCCUCUGUGGUGUUUGCCUCCUAGGUGGGUCAUAAGGAAAGGGUUAAAUGAGUGUGAUGUGAUUGGCCAGUGGAAACUGAUUGGAGGAGUUAGAGUUAGAGUGGGUGUUUUUUGGAAGUCAGUUGAGAGUUGGGAGUUGGAGAAGGAAGAGGGAGGAUAUAAGUCUGUGGGUUGGUCGAGUUGUGUGGUGAGAGAGUGAGAGGAAUUGUUAGGUGGAGUCAGGUAGAUAGUUGGGAUAAUCAGUUUGAAGUUGUUAGGAACGUAUAGGACAGUUAAGAAACUAAGAUUAAGAAACUGACAAGAAAAAUUAACUGAAACCAUAAUGCCUAUAAAAUAAACUUGAUUAUUUGUUAUAAAAUAAACAAAUAAUCAUAGGCAUGAUUAUUCAUGCCUAUAAAAUAAACUUGAUUAUUUGUUAUUGUUAACAACUGUCUGGACUCCGUGUGUACCCGUGAGGAGAAACGGGUUGGUGGCAGUGAAGAAAGCAAUCACAGUGGUGGCACAGGGAUCAAUAGACCGUCAAACGUCCGGGGGCCCUGUGUGAUCGCCACAGCCUCCCCAGAAAUUCACUCUGUGGUUGUCUCUUUAUUCCAGCAGGCAAUGGCCAAGCGAGUGAAAGUGAGGAGGAGAAUCUCCAGCUGGAAAGGCCGGGGCAAGUGGAGUACCGCAGGAUGUCGCUGGAAAGGGCUAAAGGGAGCGUCUUCUUAUUUCCUGAGAUGGGAGAGGUGCCCGAAAACCAGCUGGUCACUGGAAGGGAAGUCUUCCAGUUUCUAGAGACUGAAGAGACAUCAGGAAGCCAGCAGGCCCCAGAGAAACGCCAGGGAAGGCUCCUGGAACAGGCAGCGGAAAAGGCCUUUCAUUCUGAAGGGGCAAAAAGUUUAAAUGAGAGCACUUUACACGAGGGGCUUGAGGCAAGUCCUCAAAAAAAGACAGUCGCAGGGAAAAGCUGCAGCCAGAGUACCGACCCUCUUAAAAACUUGAAUGUCCAGGCCGGGAAAAAGUCAUACAGAUGCUCGUAUUGUGGGAAAAUCUUCAACCAUGCCUCCGCUCAUUUGGUCCACGAGAGGAUCCACACAGGAGAGAAACCAUAUCACUGCCUGGAGUGUGGGCAGCGUUUCAGUCGGAGAUCGCACCUUACUAGACACCAGAGAAUCCACACAGGCGAGAAGCCCCACACAUGCUCAGAAUGUGGGAAGCACUUCAGCCGGAGAUCCCACCUUAUUGAACACCAGAGAACCCACACGGGAGAUAAGCCGUUUGCCUGCUCCAUCUGUGGGAAAAGCUUCAACUACCGUUCCCUCCUGAAAGAGCAUGCAAGGAUCCACACAGGAGAAAAGCCAUACAAAUGUUCAGACUGUGGGAAAAGCUUCAAUCGGAGGGAAAGCUUUAUAAUACACGAGAGAACACACACGGGGGAGAAGCCGUACGAGUGCCUAGACUGCGGGAAAAGGUUCAGUCAGCGAUCGAACAUUACUGCCCACGAGAAAACCCAUAUGGGAGAGGGGAAAUGCAAGUGCUCAGAGUGUGGCAAGAGCUUCUGUAAUUCAACCAGUCUCCUUAAACAUCAGAGAAUCCACACAGAAGAAAAAGCAUAAUAAAUAUGCAAGCACUGGCAGUAGAAAAACCUCUGGUUAGUGAUCCACAUUUUCUUAAAGAGUAAAAGUCAGGUCAUUUCUGCAGGAAAAUAACCUCAAGGUAUGACCAUACACAAUUGUACCACUUCAGAAGGUCGGCAGUUCGAAUCCCCGUGACGGGGUGAGUGCCCGUUGCUCAGUCCCUGCUCCUGGCAACCUAGCAGUUUGAAAGCACGUCAAAGUGCAAGUAGAUAAAUAGGUACCGCUCCAGCGGGAAGGUAAAUGGUGGUUCGCCAGAAGCGGCUUAGUCAUGCUGGCCACAUGACCGGCUCCCUCGGCCAAUAAAGCGAGAUGAGCGCCGCAACCCCAGAGUCGGCCACGACUGGACCUAAUGGUCAGGGGUCCCUUUACCUUUACCAAUGGUCUUACACAAUUGUACCACUUCAGAUGAAGGGUGGGAAAUUUGUGUGACUGAGUGCACAACUUAAAAAAAAUGUAAAAAUAAAAAAAUCUUGUGGGCAGCUAGUAUUAUAGGAAGAGAGGCUUUGCCCUGUCCUCUUACCUUAUGUGCUAAACAAUUAAUGUGCAAGGUUUUUUUCCCCAAUGUGCAGGGCAAUUCAGACAUGUGAUAUCCCCCACAUUCAUUCUGAAAUAGCACAUCCGCAAGAGGUCUGCAUCAUGGGUGUUCAACCGGCACAUAGAAAACUUACAAAGGAGGGAAGUCCUAUAAAGACUUGACUCUGAAGGCUCGGAGGUUUCAGUCUGAGCUCAAACCAUGUUUUAUAAGGCCAGGGGAUGGGAGUAGAACUCAUAUUCCAAUUGUCAGUGUGAGGCACUCAAACUUAGUACUUUUUUGUAAGCCCCAAAGUUUAAGACUCUCCAAACACCUUGACCCAGUUCAGAUCAUGCAUCUGAGGUGUGACUCACUGUCAGCUAUGGAAGUCAAAGAUCUAUAGGAAUAAGCUAUUCUAUAUCCUACAGUGCAAGAGCCCAAGCUGCAUUUGCUGAGCUCAGCUACUGGAUCCCGCCUCCAACGGAAUCAAACCCUCUUAUGGCAGCUCUCAGCAUACUGGCAACCAGAGAAUCUGCCACAGUCCCUGAAUAUAUCCAGAACCACCUUUGUGUUUUUAUCUUUCUAACUACAGUGGUACCUCAGGUUACAUAUGCUUCAGGUUACAUACACUUCAGGUUACAGACUCCGCUAACCCAGAAAUAGUACCUCGGGUUAAGAACUUUGCUUCAGGAUGAGAACAGAAAUUGUGCUCCCGUGGCGUGGCGGCAGCGGGAGGCCCCAUUAGCUAAAGUGGCGCUUCAGGUUAAGAACAGUUUCAGGUUAAGAACAGACCUCCAGAAUGAAUUAAGUACUUAACCCGAGGUACCACUGUAUGCACUUAAAAUUGUAGAAGAUGAAAGAGCAGCACUAGAUGAGAUAAUAACACAGGAAGAGAUAAAAAAGGCUAUUAAAAAGAUGAAAGCUGAGAAGGCGCCGGGACCGGACGGCCUUCCGGCCAAAUAUUAUAAAACAUUAAUUAACCAAAUAUCACCAGUGCUGGGAGAGGUUAUGAACAAUAUAUUGAGAGAAGGAAAGAUACCUAAUACCUGGAAGGAAGCCUAUGUUAUAUUGAUCCCUAAAAAAGAGGUGGACACUAUGGAAGUAAAGAACUAUAGGCCAAUCUCAUUAUUAAAUAAUGAUUAUAAGCUAUUUGCAGACAUAAUGGCGGAAAGAUUAAAGAAGGUCUUGAUUAAUAAAAUUCAUGGUGAUCAAACAGGAUUUCUCCCAGGAGACAAUCACGGGAUAAUGUAAGGAAUUUGAUUGACAUUAUUGAAUACCUGGACAUGAAAAUAGACAGAAAAGCCGCACUGGUUUUCAUAGACGCCGAAAAGGCAUUUGAUAAUGUUUCCUGGAACUUCCUAAAGAAGGCUUUGGAAAGGAUGGGAAUUGGCGAAAAAUUUAGAAGAGGCAUAGAGGCAAUAUACAAAGAACAGAAAGCAAAGCUGGUGAUAAAUAACAAUACAACAGAAUAUUUUAACAUUUAUAAAGGGACCAGACAAGGUUGCCCCUGUCCCCCUUAUUAUUUAUUGUAAUUUUGGAAGUACUUAAUAAGAGACUGAGGGAGGCAACAGAAGUGAAAGGAAUUAGAGUAGGAAAGAAGGAAUUCAAAAUUAAAGCCUUUGCCGACGAUAUUGUUUUGACUUUGGAAGAUCCACAAGAUAGUGUAAAAGAAGCAUUACAAAAAUUGAGGAAUUUGGAGAGGUGGCAGGUUUUAAGGUAAACAAGAAUAAAACUAAAAUGCUGGUUAAAAAUCUAACUAAGGAAGAAACGAAAGAUCUAGAACAAAAAGUGGAAAUCAUGGUGGUGAAAAAAGUGAAAUAUUUGGGAGUGUGGAUUACGGCAAAAACAUAAACCUAUAUAAAGAUAAUUAUGAAGUUACAUGGAAAAAAAUAAAGAAAGAUCUGGAAAUAUGGGGGAGGAUGAAAUUUUCCUUUUAGGGAAGAUAGCAGUGGUUAAAAUGAAUGUUUUGCCGAGGAUGUUGUUUUUAUUUCAAACUCUUCCAGUUAUUAAAGGUCUAAAACAAUGUAAAGAAUGGCAGAGAACCCUGAUGAAAUUCAUCUGGCAGGGGAAAAGACCAAGGAUUAAAAUGAAAAUACUAAUUGAUAAAAAGGAAAGAGGAGGUUUUGCCCUCCCAGAUUUGAGCCUAUAUUAUGAAGCAGCGUGCCUACUUUGGUUAAAAGAUUGGAUAAAAUUGGAGAACAGAGACCUACUGGAUUUAGAAGGUUUCAAUAACCGGUAUGGGUGGCACGCAUAUCUCUGGUACGAGAAGGUGAAAGUCCACAGGGCUUUCUUAAACCAUAUUUUCAGGGGACCAAUAUAUCAGGUCUGGGAAAGAAAUAAGAACCUUCUCGAAAGAAAAACACCAUGGUGGAUUUCACCAGUAGAGGUCUUAACAAUAAAAAAAACCAACAUGGAAGGGAAGACAGCCACCUACGAAGAUUUGCUAAGAAAAUCAGAACAAGGGCUUAAACUUAAACCGUAUGAGGAAAUAAAGGAUCAAUUCACCGGCUGGUUACAAUAUCAUCAGGUGAAUGAUAUGUUAAAACAAGAUAAAAGAAAAAUGGGCUUUGAGGACAAGAAAUCAAAAUUCAAUAUAGAAAUAAUAGAAGGCAAAAACAAAACAUUGUCUAAAUUAUAUGACAUAUUACUGGAAUGGCAUACAAAAGACGAGGAAGUCAAAGAGGCAAUGAUUAAAUGGGCAAUUGACUUCGGUUAUAACAUCGAGUUUGAAAAGUGGUUGAAAUUGUGGAAUAGAGACAUUAAAUUUACGGCCUGUACGAGUUUGAGAGAAAAUGUUUGGAAAAUGCUCUAUAGAUGGUAUCUUACGCCGGCAAAAUUGGCUAAAAUCUAUAGAUCAGAAAAUAAGACAUGCUGGAAAUGUGGUGAAGGGGAGGGAGACCUCUACCAUAUGUGGUGGCAAUGCAGCAAGGUGAAGGUUUUUUGGGAAGCAAUUUAUAAUGAACUUUAAAAAGUUUUUAAAUACACUUUUCCCAAGAGACCUGAGGCCUUUUUGCUGGGAAUAAUGGGUAAGGAAAUAAAAAUGAAGAUAAAAAAUAUUUCUCUAUGCCACCACAGCCGCAAGAAUUAUGCUGGCACAAAACUGGAAAAUAGAAACUAUUCCUAACAUAAGUGACUGGCAGGUCAAAAUGAUCAACUAUGCCGAGCUAGAUAGAUUAACAGGCAGAAUACGAGACCAAGACGACCAGAAAUUUCAAAAAAUUGGAGUAAGUUUUGGAAAUAUAUUGGAACGGAUAUAUAGGAGGAACUGGCGGUAUUAGAAAAACUUUAUCAGCUAAUAACUAUAAACUUUAAUAAACUAAUUACGCAACCCGGGACUUAUUUGAUACUUACCAAAAGGGUGAAGGGAAGUCAAAGGCUAAGGAGAGCCUAAUGGUUAUAUUAUUAUUUUUUGUAUGAACAUAUGCUUUCUUUUUGUAUAGUAUGAAAAUAGGAUGAAUAAUUUAUGUUAAAAUGUUUAUUUUUGUAUUUGUUAGUUCUUUUUUCUUUUCUUUAUACAAAUUCUGAAUAAAAAUUUACUUGCAAAAAAAAAAAAAAAAAAUAAAAUUAGCACGAACAUAUACAGCUAUCUGGAAAUUCUGUUUGGCAUAUACAUACCCACUCUGCCUAAAAUUGUGUUUUGCAGAUAUUUGCUCUUGUUGCAAAGAGUCAUUUUUCAUUAUCCAAACACCUUGGGUUUAAGGGUAGUGGAUCUUCAAGUUGCAGUUCAGUAGCUGAGGCUGCAGGGAGGAAGUUCUUAAUUGAGAAGGCAGUGUUUUGCAUGUGUGAAAUCACAUGAAUCCUCUCCAUUUCUUUUUUAAGCCCAACAUUUACAGUUUCUUCCCCUGUUCCUCACCUGAUCUUACCUUUUAUGCCCUUUGUCAGGGCAAAUGCUGUUACUAAAAAAAGGGGGGGUGAUGUCCCAAUUAAGGGUACUCAACACAGAGCCUUGCAGACAUUUUGUACUUCAACUCCCAUAACUCCCUUAUUAUUGGCUAUGUUAGCUGGGAAUGGGAGCUAUACUCCAAAACAUCUGCAGGGCCUCAUGUUGGCUACAAUGAUUCAAAGAGAAACCACACAGCCACUCCACCCAAAAAGACAUACAAUGUCUUACUGCAUGGUCUGGUGCAUUCCUGUUGCACCUAGGUCUCUGCUUUCUGAAACAAUCCUUUACUCUUCCAUAAGCCCCCAACAGGCACUUAAGCUUCGGUCAAGAGACACACAGAGAUGAUGUCAUUGUAACUGGAGACAUUUAAGAUGAUGCAACCUUCAUCUUAUGCAAGUGGUGGAUGGCAAUGGACAAUAUAGAUGGAGGAGGAUGGAGAUUUCUGCUACAAACAUGAGGUUUUGUCCCUCUUCUCACUGUCUCCCCCAACCUCUUCUUACAGUCUGAUACGCUCUGGCAAAAUGCUUUGUGCUAAUAAAGUAUCUUUGUACGGAGCUGAAUUAAUUGAGAGAACGUUUGUUUUCUGGGACAUCCAACGCUGGAGCAAGUGAGACUUCCUUUCCCUUCUGUCCUCUGGAGAGACCAGAUUCCCAAAGGACAAAUUGCAUAUUGCAUGGAGCCCAGUUUAUUGCUAUGCAUCUCAGAUCCUUCCAACGCUGCUGGCAUAGUUCUGUAGCAACACAAAAGGCAGCCUCGCGCUCAGAAGCUCAAGAUAAAAUGAAUUAGGAAGUUGUGAAUACUACUACUAAUAAUAAUUUAUUAGAUUUAUAUACAGUGGAACCUUUGUUCUCAAACGCCUUGGUACAUUUCAGCUCCCAAACACUGAAAACCCAGAAGUAAGCAUUCCGGUUUUUGAACGUUUUUCGGAAUCCGAACGUCCGAUGUGGCUGCCGGCUAUUGUUUCCGGGGCGCCUGCGCCAAUCCGAAGUCGUGCCUUGGUUUUCGAACAUUUCGGAAGUCAAACGGACUUCCAGAAUGGAUUACGUUCAAGAACCAAGGUACCACUGUACCACAUUUAUCUUCCAAGGAUCUCAAGGUGAUAUACAUGGUUCUUCUCAUUUCAUCCUCACAACAGCCACAAUUGUGAGGUAGGGUUAGGCUAAGACAGGCUUCCUCGGCCCUCCAGAUGUUUUGAGACUACAAUUCCCAUCAUCCCUGAACACUGGUCCUGCUAGCUAGGGAUCAUGGGAGUUGUAGGCCACAAACAUCUCGGGAGCCGAGGCUGAGGAAGCCUGGGCUAAGAGAUGGUUACUGACCCAAGGUUACCCUUCAUGGCUGAGUGGGGAUUCGAACCCUGUUCUCCCACAUCCUAGUCCAACACUCUUUAACUAUUAUGCCACACUGGCUAGCAGAAGAGCCCAAAGGCCCAUCUAGGCCAGCAUCCAGCAUCACUGGGGCCAACCAGAUGCCUGUGGGAAGCCCGAAUGCAGGAUUUGAGCACAGCAGCCUUUGUUUGCUCAUGAUAUCCAGGAAGUGGUAUUCUGAGGCAUAUUGCCUCCUACACUGGAGGGACUGGCUUCCCAUUAGCAUCUGGUUGGCCCCAGUGAGAACAGGCUGCUGGACCAAAUGGGCCAUUGACCAUUGGUCUGUUUCAGCAGGCUCUUCAUGAGGGCUGGUCGAUAAUCUGUUUUCAACAUGAUAUUCCGAUAUAUCAUGAGGUCAGAAAUAAAUAUGAAGCUAUGUACAGUGGUACCUCAGGUUACAUACGCUUUGGGUUACAGACUCCGCUAACCCAUAAAUAUUACCUCAGGUUAAGAACUUUGCUUCAGGAUGAGAACAGAAAUCGUGCUCCAGUGGCGCAGCAGCAGCGGGAGGCCCCAUAGGCUAAAGUAGUGCUUCAGGUUAAGAACAGUUUCAGGUUAAGAACGGACCUCUGGAACGAAUUAAGUACUUAACCCAAGGUACCACUGUAGAGGCAUUGGGUGGCUUCACGGUUUCCCCUGCAUAGUGGUUUUUGCAUACACGCACAUUAGGGCUGGGAAAUACAUGGAUACAUCAUCAAAAAACAGUUUGAAGUCCGCAUCGCGGUAACGGUUUCGUAAUAUUCAACAUGGCGAUGCAUCACAAAUAUAUCUGUGUGCUAUGUAAAAAAUCGCGAAGCCAGUCAUUCCUUCCCUCAUGAUUCCUUCUGCCCCUGUUGCUCUGUACUAUAAAAGAACAGUUGUAACAAUAUGUUAAAGGUAAAAAAUAAUGUGUCAGUUAUAGACCCCUAAGUAGCGGCAGUUUCCAGGAUAUUACCCACUUCGCCUCUACAUAGUUAAGUGUAAGGAAAGUGCAGUUGACAUGUAUAGAUGGUACACAACCAGCUGGCAAUCGUACAUGGGUAUUAACUUACCUCAGAAAAAUUAUAAACAGCCACAUUGGCCCAUUAGACCAAAAUUCACGUGGGCAGUAAAAUAACGUCUUGAUUUAGGGACCAAGUUUUCAAACUGAAGAAAGGGUGGUGGAAUGCCUUUAUUUGGUGUAACUGGGUCCAUCAUGAACUUAAAAAAAACAAAACUGAAUGGCUUCCCAUAAAAUAUUUCCAAGCAAUUUCACAAUAAAGAAAAUUCCACAUGUAAAAAAAAACAACCCAUAUAGACACAAUAAAAAACACCAGUUCCAUAUGUAAGAAGAGGAGCCUGUUGGGUCAGACUGAUGGCCCAUCCAGCCCAGCGCCCUCACUGAAUCAUAAGAGUUAGAAGGGACCACGAGGAUCAUCUAGCCCAACCCCCUAUGUUCUCAAAAUGGCGGGACAGUUUGUUGCCUGUGGGAAACCAAGGAGCAGAACGUGAGCAUAAAAGCCCUUGCUCCUCCUGGGGCUUCCAGCAACUUGUAUUUAGAAGUACUGCUGUCUCUUAACUGCGGAGGGCAGGACACAGACACCGUGGCUAGCAGCCAUGAUUAUUUUUCAAAAUUAUUAUUAUUAAUUAAAUUUAUAUACUGCCCUUCAUCGUAAUAUCUCAGGGCGGUUCACUGAAUAUUUUACGACAAUUAGUCCAUGAUAACAUUCAUCUUCAGUGUGUGUGUGUGUGUGUAAUGUAAGCAACAGAUGGAAAAUCAGAAGUCCCUUUUACCUUUCUUUAUUGUCUCUUUUCCUUCCUUCUUUCCUUCCUUCCUUUCUCUCUCUCUUUUUUCUUUCUUUCUUUCUGUUUUUUAUUUACGUUUGUUUUCUUUCUUUUUCUAUAACUUUUAUUAAAUUUUCUGUUUCACAUUUUACAAUAUUCAUUUAAACAACCUUAAAAUAUCAACAACUUCCCUUCCUCCCAUCCCAUGGUUCCUUUUGCAUAACAUAUAUCCCUGCACAUUUUAUAUAAACUAAACCAUUCAGUAUCCCAUUAUUCAUAGCUGUCAACUUUCAGAUUUGAAAAUAAGGGAUCAGCAGCCUCACCCGUCCCGGGGACAGUCUACGGGAUAUCUAACAAUCCAGGAUAGCAGCAGGAAGCAGCGCGAAACAGCGCUGGAAUAAGGGAAUUUCCCGCAAAAAAAGAAAAGGCUGACAGCUAUGCCAUUAUUACAUCCAUCAAAACCUAUUUAUCUUAAUUGUGUCCAUGUUUUCAAAUCUGAAAACAUAGUUUUCUAUAUCUUAUGGCAUUAUGAAAAACACUUAAUAAAAACUGUACAUCCAAGUAGGCAGACCAGACUGGAUUUACCCAGUUUCCCCUCUCCCCCCCUUUUUAAGGGGAGAUAUUUCCAGAUCCUAAUCAUCAUCAUCAUCAUGAUCAGUGCCUUUUCUGGGGGGACGCGGGGGGAUGCGUACCCCUAAACAUUUUGUGAAUCUAAGUUUGGCUUCAUUGAGGGGCAGUAUUUCAAUAUGUGUAAGAAAAUGAGGGUACCCCUAAACAUUUUUUAAGAAAGAAGCACUGGUUAAUUAUUAUUAUUAUUAUUAUUAUUAUUAGGGUUGUCCCAGCCACUCUGGGCGUCUGGCUGGUGGUUCAUCUAGCAGGGAGGUGGCCUUUGGGUCCCCCCAACCCAGAAGACCCUCUUGCCCAGCCCGUAGCCAUCUCCGCCCGGAUCCAGACCAGAUCUUCCCCCCGCCGGCCUUUGCCGAGCAUCCAGCCCGGGGCCGGGAGAGCGUUGCAGGCCGGCCUGGAAAGGCGACGGCACAGGAAGGGGCUGGCUUAGCCGGAGGAGGCGGGUGGGUGUGCGUGGCCAGCAGAUCCGGGGUGGGAAGUGAGGGGGGAGGGAGAAAGGAGCAAGAACAAAAGGAUCCGAGGCUGCGCUCCGUCCCUGGAUCUUUCCCUCUCCUCCGCGGAGGUAAUUCGUUUUUGCUCGCCGGGCGGCUUCAGCCUUCCGAGGUUGCUGCAGCCGCGCGUCCCUGGAGAUCUGGGCCUGGGGGAGGGGGGUGUUUUUUGGGGGGUGGGGGGUCCGAGAGGUGGGGAGGGGGCGACGCACGCUGCAGCCAUUAUUAACCCCUGAGCCACCGGAGGUUGCAGGCAGUAAUUGAGAAUCCCGGGAGGGGGAUCCCCCAGAGGCCAUCUAGUCCAGCCCCCCUGCAAUGCAGGGAUCGCGGUAACGCUGCGGAGGAGGAAGGAAAUCGCGUGCGGGGAGGAGCGGGGGCUGUAGAUGAGGUUUAAAAUAAUGAUAAUUUUGGAGUUCAGCCAGGCUGAUCAGGCUUGAUUUGCAUCGGGGAUUAUUGAGCUAGAUUCCUCUGCAUCUCUUUUCAGACCCCGACGAACCUAGUGGGUUUUGAUUUCGAGGCAGAAGGACUUGCUUUCUGGGUCAAGGCUCAGCCCUUAAAAAUGGGGCGGGGGGGGAGGUGGAGAAGGAGACCUUUAAGCCUAUGCAGAGAACAACUGUGGGUUUUUUAUUUUAAAAAAUGUGGCCACAGUAGGAAUGAUUAAGCGCUCGCUCUCCAGUUAGCUCCGGGGACUGCCUCUCUGAAGGAAUUUACUUGGAAUCAAGGCCCAUCAAAACCGAUAGAUCCUACUUCCAAGUAAAAAGCGUUUGGGAUUCCUGCUUGCUGUAAGUGAGAAGGGAGCUCAGAAAGGGGGAAAGUGAGCCUGUCAAGCAGUUUUUCUGAGGAUCUACCUGGUAAGCCAAGUGCCUCUGGGCACUUAUUAUUAUGCCUGGAUAAAAUACAUAUCUCUGGAUCCAAUAUACAUAUCUCUGGAUCCAAUACACACUUGCUUGAAUAACCCCCCCAGGUGGUAAUAUAGCAAAUUAGGGGGACAGCUUUAGCACAUACCUCUCUAAUUGGUACUUUUCCACUCUGUGGAGGAGAUUUUGACACAUGGUCAUUUCGGAAGAGAUGUCUUUGCUGAGGUCAUCGUGGACCUGAAUGACAUGACAUUCCUGAACAAUUGAAUCCGUCCUACCGACACGAGCGAUUGGAUUCACUACCAAAAGAGGGAGAAAUGACCUCCCCACCCCACCCCCAGUUUGGACACCUUUAAAAGAGGAUCGGACAAAUGUAUGGCAAUUUAGGCAAUUUAUCAUUAUUGAUAUAUUGCCUCUGAAAACCAGUUGGUGGAGCUCACAAGUAGGAGGCGUCUGGAUGUUCACCGUGAUAAUGCAAUUUAGGACUAGAUAAGCCUUUGGUCUGAUCGAGCAGAGUUCUUUUUAUGAAGGCUAUAUUCCUGAAUAAUAUAUUCUCCAAGCCUUCUAAAUAACAAUGCUUAACAUUUAUAUAGUGCUCUCUCUUUUUUUAGCAUUCAAAACAUUUCAUAGACAUGAUUAUACUCAGCAAUUCUGGAAGGUAGUCUAGUAGUUGUAUAGCUUCACUGCGUUGGGUGGGAGGCUGAUAAGUAGUGUCUUGCCUAAAGCCCCUAGGCAGCCCAAUUCUAAGCAAGUUUACUCAAUAGUUAAUGCCAAUGUUUUCAUGUAAUUUUUCAUAAAAAUGUGCCAACAAGUUAAUAAUAAUAAUUUAAUAAUACUUUUAUUAUCUGUACCCCGCCCGUCUGCUACACCAGCAACUCUAGGUGGCUUCCAAAAGAUAUAAAAACAUAAUAAAAAAAUCAAACGUUAGAAACUUUCCUAUACAGGGCUGUGUUCAGAUGUCUUCUAAACGUUAUGUAGCUAUUUAUCUCCUUGACAUUUGAUGUGAGGGCAGGCACCACUACCAUGAAGGCUGUCUACCUGGUUCCCUGAAUAAUAAUAAUAAAGGCUGAGAUUAGAUUUGAAGAAGGGUCUCAUCCUGCUACACAGCUUCUUCAUUGGACACAUAUUGAGCAGUCUCUUAUCAUACUACUGUUAGGAUUAGCACAUUCCUAGGUCUUAGACAACACAGCUGCCACCAGCACCGCUAGUCAGGGUCCUUGCAGGCCCAAUAUGCAAUAUUCGGAUGGAUGACCUUCUGAAGGUGACUCUCUUCAUCUGAAAAGAAGCAUAACCUAUCUUGACGUAGGGGAACCUGUGGCCUUCCAGAUUUGAUUUGAUUUAUUACAUUUCUAGGCCUCUUUUCAUUCAAAUGACUCCCAAAGCGGCUUACAAACAAUAAAUAACAUGAUAGCACAUAACAGAGCAUCACAAAUAGAGCACCAAUCCUAUAGGAUAAUUAGCAAAUCAUCAGUGAAACAAUUGCAAUUUUAGCAACAACUAAAUUUCAGCAACAACUACAAAGAAGCUAAACAUCACAAUCAAAGCAGACGUUAUAGGAUUAGUGAAACAGCAUUUACAAUCUGCAAAACAACAUUAAGACCAUUAACAAAAUAGCAACCAAGCACUGCUGAGUUUGUAUGCACACACUCCACACUCCACACCCCCAUAACUCAUAAUCUUUCAUUCUGUUCAGCACAAGGAAAUAAACAUCCGCAUAAUGCCCAUUGCACCAACUCCCUUCUGAAGAUUCCUUGGACUGGACGUGGGACAGCACAGGUGAGAAACCAACCGCCCCUUGAUAUCCAACACACAUCCUCUCUCCCCUUACUAGAUGUCAUUGGACCCUCAUCGGCCCUAGGCAGCAUGACCAGGGCUGAUGUCAGCUGUUGCCCCACAACCCCUGAAGGGCCACCAGUUCCUCGCCUCCCAAAGUGUAGUGGUUGGAGUGAUGGGCUAGCACAGAGUGGGUGGAGAUCACACUGGGUGACUUCACAUCUUGGCUUGGUCCUGGUUUGGUCGCCAAGCCACAGGUGAGAUGGGGAAGCUGUACUCCAGGACUGGGGCUGGUCAAACUCCAGAGGGUCGUGAGAGCAGUCAGAUAUUGAGGCAAUCCAGAGAUGCAGGGUUGCUGAAGAGAAGCCAAGACCAGGCACUGUGAGACAGUCACAACAUGGGGCAUGAUCCAAUAGCAAGGUCAUGAAACAAAGCCAAGGUGGAACACAGCAGAGCAAGUCCAAAGAUAGACAAGUUAGCAAAAGCAAAGGCUUAGGAGCAUAAGGUCAGUCCGCGCAGGAAGCAGGAACAAGGCUGUGGCGUAAGUCUUGUAGGACGCAGGUGGCGCUGUGGGUUAAACCACAGAGCCCAGGGCUUGCCGAUCAGAAGGUCGGUGGUUCAAAUCCCCACGACGGGGUGAGCUCCCGUUGCUCAGUCCCUGCUCCUGCCAACCUAGCAGUUCGAAAGCACGACAAAGUGCGAGUAAAUAAAUAGGUACUGCUCCGGGGGGAAGGUAAACGGCGUUUCCGUGCGCUGCUCUGGUUUGCCAGAAGUGGCUUAGUCAUGCUGGCCACAUGACCCGGAAGCUGUACGCCGGCUCCCUCGGCCAGUAAAGCGAGAUGAGCGCCACAACCCCCGAGUCGGCCACAACUGGACCUAAUGGUCAGGGGUCCCUUUACCUUUAUUAAUAGUCUUCAGCUGGGAGCUUAUGUAGGCUUAUCGGCCAGACCCAGCUACAACUGGGUUCGCCUGGUUUUCAAGGUUCCCUGCUCCCAAUGAGUCCCAAGAGGCCUGGUUCUUCUAGGUGACCACUCCACCAAAAUGGGGGCUGCCUGCACCUUCUGAUACUAGCAUUCAGUGUCUCCCUGAUUCUGCCUCCCCACCCGCCCCCCACAAUCCUGCAGGCAUUCCACUUCGAUCUGCAGAACUGACCUUGGUUACAGGUGUCACACGAUUACUCGUCCUGCAUUUGUAAGAAAUUGGUCUUGUAGUGUAGCAGCAGCCACACUUCGGAACUCCUUGCCUAUUGACAUUACGCAGGUGCCUUCACUGUACUCUUUUGUUUGGCGCCUCUUAAAAAUAAUUUUGUUUAGCAUAGCCUAUCCUAACACAUAGAACGUUGAUGUGUGCUUUAAUCUGGUUUUUGGCUUAUUGUUAAUUUUCAUUAUUUCUAAAAUAUUUUAAAUAAUUGUUCCUUACUGUUUUGUAUUGAUAAUUUCAUUGUUUAAUUCUUUUUACUGUAAACUGUUAGGAGGUUAUGGGUUCCCCCCCCCCCCAAAAAAAAUCAAGUGGUAUAUACAUUUUCUGAAAUAAAUAUAUGCCCUUCAAACCUAUGUACCUCAGCUUUUUCCCUGGGCUGAAUAACUGGAGCUAAAGAACAGGGGGUGUAAUUUACCUCUAAAGUUCCAGCCGGUUGUUAACAGCUAUGUGGUAACCUCUAGAUUCACCGUUGGGCAACAUCUUUAUUAUGGCCAACUGAAAGAUCACAAAAGUGUGGGAAACCUCUGAGAUCUCCAGAACUUUUCAGCCGCAAGAUGCUACACAAAGUGUGUGGUGUGACCUUGGGCUAAUCGCUGUUUCCCACCCUAGCCUACCUCACAGGGUUGUUUUGAGGAUAACAUGGGAGAGGGAGAGAGCCACGUACGACACCUUGCUCCAUGGACGAAAAGCAGGUUAUAAAUGCAACCAAUACAAUACAGUGGUGCCUCGCAAGACGAAAAGAAUCCGUUCUGUGAGUCUCUUCGUCUAGCGGUUUUUUCGUCUUGUGAAGCAAGCCCAUUGACGGAUUAGCGGAUUAGCGCUUUUAGCGGCUUUUAGUGGCUUUUAGCGACUUAGCGGAUAAGCGGCUUAGCGGCUUAGAAAAAGGGGGGGAAAGGAGCGAAGCAAGCCCAUAGGAGAUUCGUUUUGCGAAGCACCUCCAAAACGGAAAACUCUUUCGUCUAGCGAGUUUUCCGUCUUGCGAGGCAUUCGUCUUGCGGGGCACCACUGUAGAAAUAAUUAUAAUAUACAGAAAGUAGGCUGGAUGCUGUAGCCAUAAAGUUAGCAAGACUGCAGAAUGAAUUAAAUCUCUGCUAGGUGUUACAGUUCUCUUAUAGAUGGUGAUUCUGCUUUCCUUUUCCUCACUGACAUAAGGGAGGAAACACUGGUUAAACUUGUAUUCAGAAAUUCAACUGAACAGCCCACUAAAUCCCCUGUUCUGUGGAGAGGUUUUACUGAGAACUGAAUUGACCCACCUUUUUCUUCUCAUAUGCAACAAUUGAAUGUGGCACUGCAUUUUUGGUAGUUUCUUGGGGGUUUUUAACCCCUCAUCUGUAUCUGUGUUUUAUUUUUCUACUUUUACAUCUAUUUUUAUUUGCCAUAUCCAUUAUUUUCAUUGUAUUCUGUAUGUGUUUAUGCCAAUAAACUUUAAAUUGAUAUUUUUUAAAAAAAGAAAAGAAGAAACACAACCCAUUGCCCAUUAAACAGUGUUAUCGUCUCCAUUCUAGUUUCUCUAACGCAUCUUUUUCUUUUUCUUUUUUUGCAGCUGCUAAGGGUGGUGUUACAAAGUGGUUAAGAGUAUAA